GCACGCAUCUCGAAUAAUCUCGAUCAUCACGCGCAAACUAUGCUCACGCGCAGACCGAACGAUGAAGCGCCUACCUAGACCUGUCUACCUAGUGUCAUUCCUGUUUCUCAUCAUUUUCCUCUAUCAAACUUCAAAAGAAUUACAAUCAAAAAACAUAUUUAAAUUUGAUAUAAAACAAUACUUGGAAUCAAGGGCGGACGAUUUGCAAAAAAAAGAUGCAGUCAGUGAUAACAUUAUAGUAAGAAAUUAUCUAAAUAAAAUAAAUGAAGUUAAGAAUAGUGGUUUGAAAUAUAUUUUACUCUGGACCAGUCCCAAUAAUUUACCUUUUGCGUAUAUGGGUCGAGGCCGAGAGGUAUUUGUACAGAGAAGGUGCCGGUAUACAAAUUGUUUCGUCACAAAUGAUAAGAAAUUACUCCGAGAUGUUAGCAAGUUCGACGUCAUCGCGUUUGCCGGGCCUGAAGUAGUCUACACACCGAAUUCAAGAUUAAUUCCUAACAUACGCUCUCCACAUCAGAAGUAUGUGUUUGCGAGUAUAGAAUCAGCGGGCUACUACCCGGUUUGUUCCAACAGGUUGGAUAACUUUUUCAAUUGGACGUGGACCUACCGUUUAAACUCUGAUAGUAGAUGGGGCUACUUAGUAGUUAGAGAUGCUGAACAUAAAGUAAUAGGGCCGAAUAUUGAUAUGCAUUGGAUGAAGUUGGACGAUAUGGAUCCUGUUAGUGAAGAAUUAGAAGCACUGUUGAAACAGAAGACUUUAGCAGCAGUAUGGUUCGUGUCCAACUGUAAAUCGAAAAGUAGCCGAGAGAGACUUGCUAUGUAUUUGGAAAGUGAACUGGAAAAAUACGGUUUGACCUUGGAUAUCUUCGGUCAAUGUGGGACGCUCAAGUGCGAUGGAUUUGAUUGUUUUAAAAGGAUACAGAGGCAUUAUUAUUUCUAUCUGUCGUUUGAGAACUCAUUUGCUGAAGACUACGUUACCGAGAAACUGUUACAUGCCCUGAGAUACAAUGCGAUUCCUAUUGUCUAUGGAGGUGCAAACUAUACGAGGUUCAUGCCAGACGGAAUAUAUUUGAAUGCAAGAAAACUGGGGGUGAAAAAGCUAGCUAGAAGAAUGAAAUACCUCAUAGAUCAUCCGAACGAGUACAAGGAGUAUUUCCGAUGGACGAACCACUACACUUAUCACGGAAGAAACGAUGAUGCCGAGACAGACGAUUACUGUGGUUUCUGUGAGCUUAUGAACAACGAGGAGUUGGUGAAAAAUACGACCAUAUAUAAGCAUUUUAGGGAAUGGUGGAAUGACCCCCACCAUAACUUGCACUGUCAGAUUUUUGGUUAAAUGUGGUGGUGUGGUAUUCGACGACCGGUCUGGCGCAGUCGGUAGUGACCCUGCCUGCUGCGUCGCGGUCCCGGGUUCGAAUCCCGGUAAGGGCAUUUAUUUGAGUGAUGAGCACAGAUA
Leguminivora glycinivorella is the source of this 1453-nucleotide messenger RNA. Its product is annotated as alpha-(1,3)-fucosyltransferase C-like. The record is from RefSeq and is a predicted model, not a curated record. Lineage: Eukaryota; Metazoa; Arthropoda; Insecta; Lepidoptera; Tortricidae. Gene Ontology annotation, molecular function: alpha-(1->3)-fucosyltransferase activity. The transcript has 2 exons. Gene Ontology annotation, cellular component: membrane. The coding region runs from base 62 to 1333 and encodes 423 amino acids.